Pseudo-nitzschia multistriata is the source of this 4572-nucleotide messenger RNA. The record is from the annotation of a GenBank genome assembly. NCBI's taxonomy places the organism in Eukaryota, Bacillariophyta, Bacillariophyceae, Bacillariales, Bacillariaceae.
AAUUAAUCAGAAGACCACUUGAACUUCAUCCUCUCCUGCUUCCAUUGAAAACUAGCGUACCAACGAACACACAACAGCAAGCAAUACAUUACCUGACAGGAUAUAUUAGGAACAGCUGCCUAUAAAAAUAAACUACUGUUCACCAUGGUGAAUCUGGAUCGAGUCGAGAUGCUGCGAAGCGGUAACGAUGGUUCCGCCAAUGUUUCCGCUGCGACAGAGGAAGAGACAGCGACGGUGCCCAUGGCCAUCCAGAAGCACCAGCAAACCAUGGCGGUCCGGGAUCGUAUCAGCAUGAUGAGGGAUUCCAUGUCCCUCUCCUCCGACGGGGACGAAAACAGGGAAGAGGUCCGCGACACCGAAAACGCCAAGGAAGACUCCCGAGAGGGGGCAGAAGACAUCAUCCUCGAGGCCCGGGUCACCAACGAUGCCGAAGACAACGGCACCGAAGCGGUCGAAGCAGCAACGGCUCGGCUUCAGAUAGUCGAAAUCGAACCUGAGAUGGAAGAUGGCAUCGAAGUAGAGUACGACGGAAAUUUCGCCUACUGUCCUACCACCGAAUCCACACACGACGACGCCGAAACCGACACCGAAACGGAAACGGAAACGGAAACAGAAACGGAAACAGAAACAGAAAAGGAAAUCGAAAAUGAAAUCGAAAAUGAAAAUGAAAAUGAAAAUGAAAACGAAGUAGAGGCACAGUUUACCCAAGAGAUGAAAGAGACAGUAAAGGAUUCCUCUGCGGACGAGGCGGAGUUGGAGCCAACUGAAGAAACCCAAGAGGUCGGUGAAAGCUUUGAAGAGAAAGCCGAAGAUAUCAAAACCGACCCCAUCAUCCAGCUGGAAGAAUGUGCCGCGAUUUCCAACAGCGCCGAUGCGUCGGUAGUAGAAGACGAGAAAACAUCGCCCGAAGAGCCUAGUGAUACCGAUGCUAUCCCAUCGUUGCCACCAACCGAAGCCACCUGGUCAUUCGAUAGUACUUUGAAACGAAGAAAGACUUCGAAGAAAAAGACCAGAGUUGCCAAACCGAAUAUUUUCCCGGGAUUCGAGGAAGGAGACGAGACCGACGUUGCCCUUGAUGCAACGUGGUCGAAGAAAAAAGAGAAGGAUGCUAUCAAGAAUUCCGCAAGCGACGAAGCCGAAAAGCAGGAUGACAGUGCCGAUGCGGACGAGGAGAAGCCAACUGAAGAACAAGAUUCCAGCGAAUCGGAGGAACCCAAACGGGAGGAAUCAUCCCAGCCCGUGGAGGCCAACGAGAACAAGCACGUCUCGUCAGACCAGAUCCAAAAUGAACUGAGCAACGAAAGCCACGACGCUUCUCAAACCGUUGAAUUCGACGCCAUACUAGAGAGCGUGGCCGAACAAAUCGAGAGCAGCGAUUGGGACAGGUUCACUGCCACCAUCUUUGCCCGACCAUCCCUGGCUACACUCUCUUCCGUGGACUUCUUCCCCUCGGAAUGCUCGGGCUUCCUUGGGGUUGGUGCGAGUGAAAACUUGCUUCUCCACGAAGUCUGCAAGAACGAGCCUACCCUCGAAGCCGUCAAGACUCUCAUCGAGGUACACGAAGCGGCCGUUAAAGUCGCUGGCCAAUGGGGUUAUCUACCCAUCCACUGUGCAUGUGCUUCCGGAGCAUCCGACGACGUGAUUUUGGCACUUUUGGAGGCAUAUCCCGAGUCAAUUCAGUCUUUUGGUGACGACAACAUGUUCCCAUUGCACCUUGCUUGCAAGAAAGAAGCGUCGGCGAGUAUCAUCAAACAAUUGGUAACAGCACAUCCACCUGCAUGCGUCGCCAAGGAUGUCUAUGAUAAAACACCCAUGGACUACGUUCUGGCCCAAGCGAAGGGAUCCCAACGAGCAGAAAAGCUAGAAGUUCUCGGGCGUUACAUUCAAUCGAUGCAUAUUUCGAGCACGGCACUCGAAAAAUCGCUUCGAGAGAGCGAGGAGAAAUGCACCUCCAUCCGAAAGGAAUUGGGAGGAAGACACGAAAGAAUUUCUUCUCUCGAAACCGAGCUGAAAGACCUUCAGAAGAAAUCGGUUUCUCUCGAAGGAUGGUUGAAAGAGAAAGAAGAGUCGAAGACACAACUCCACAUUCAGCUGAAAGUGAGCGGAGAGAAAAUAAUUGAACUCGAGCAAGAGAUCGGAGCGGAACGUGCGAAAGCAUCUGUUUUUGGCGAGAACCUGAAAAAGGAGCUCAAUAAAUCAUGCCGUCUCGAGGGUGAACUCAGAGAUGAGCGAAAGAAGUCCUCGACCCUCGAAAAACAGUUGAAAAAGAACUGCGAUGAAUGGAGUGUGCUUGCGAAAGAUAUGGAGGAGGAGUUCAAGAAAUCUGCCGAAGAAUUGAAAAAGGAAAGACAAAGGAUAGAAGAGCUAGAGAAAAAACUUUUCGAUGAACAAGAAAAAUGCUCAAUUCUUGAUGCACAAUUGAGAAGUCAAUGCGACAAGUCCUCUUCUCUUGGUUCAAACUUAGAUAGUGAGCGUCAACGAACGGCUGCUGUUGAAGCAAAAUUUGAAGCGACAAAGUUGAGGUGGCUAAUCAAAAAACAAAAGACUUACGAAAAGGCUGAUUCAUUCCUUGCAGAGGCUCAGAAGUUGCUCGAUCAAGCUGAAUACACCGCAAUGGCUGAGAAAGAACGGUGGGUAACACAACGUAAUAGUAUAUACGAAAAGAAUGCCACUCAAUUGGCCGAGGCGUAUAAAGCGAUCGGCGAGAUCAAAAAUGAGUUAAAUGAAAAACAUGCGAAGAUUCUAGAGGAGAAAGAAGAUGCCUGUAAGAAAACUGAAGCUAAACUUGUCGAUGCUUAUAAAACCAUUUCCGACAAAGAGAUUGACUUGAAAUUGGAGCAGAGUAAGUGGCUGUUCGAGCGACAGAAGAUCUUGGAGAAAAACGACCUGAAUCUAGCCGCAGCAUUCGGGUGCGUCCAUGAGAUGCAGAUUCAACUGGACGAAAAAACUAACCUGGUAAACGAGUCGGAAAAAUUGUUGGAAAGGAGCCGACAGCAAGUCGCAAAAGAGUGUGGCAAGUCGAAAGUUUUGAUCAGACAACUGGAGCUGACCAAGGCAGUCAAUAGCGAGAAAAUCAAGGGGCUAGGCGACGAGUUGAAUGCGCAAAAAAGUUUCACCGACUCCCAAUCGAAACAGAUCGAAGCGCUCGAGGCCUCGAUGGAACUUAAGUUGUCAAGUUCAGGUGACCAUGAGGAGGCCCAAUACCAGCGACUGAUGUACGAGAAAUCUCUAACCGAUGAGAUCAAGGACAGAAUCAAUGAGAAGAAGACGUUGAUGAAGGAAAACCAGGAAAUGAUCCAUGUACUUGCGAAAAGUAAUGAGAUGAAAGAAAAACUCUUGGAAGCGCAGCAAAAGAAGGUUGAGGCUCUCGACAAUGCUCGAAGAGAAAAAGAGAAUCAAUUGAAGCUGAAUCAACAGGCCGUAAAAGAGUUGGAAGAGAGUAUUGCAAGGAAGAAAGCUUUGGAAAGAGAGGAAGUUGAGCGAACAACAAAGCUAGCAGGCACACGAGCAUCGAGUAGAGCUGCCAUUGAAAUUGAAGAGGAACAAAUAAAGGAACUCGACUUCACAAUCGCUCGCAAGCAAGCUCUGAUUGAGUUGGAAAAGAUGAAGGAGAAAACCCUCCAACAAACUAUUGCGAAGAAACAAGAAUUGAUUGAUACUGAGGUGAAGCGAAUUAAGGAACUUGAAGCGAUAGUUGCAGAAAAACAGAUUCACUUAACAUUGGAAAGAAGUGCGAUACAAUCCCUGAAAACAGCUAAGGCUGAAAAACGCGAACUACUCGUGGCGGAGAGAAAUGUGACGAUCGAACUUCAAAAGGUUCGCGAAGAGAACGAAAAAAUUCUCAAUUCGAAGCUAAAAGCGCAGGAAUUAAUAAAAUCUGACGUCGAAGUGCGUGAGGCUCUACUUGCUUCGAAACAAGCGGUAAUCGAUAGCGUGAAAGCUGCCCAGGUCAGAUUGGAUGAAGAGAUCAAAAAUCAGGAAGAUGCCGCAGCUGCAUUGGAAAAGCAAAUCACAAAGAAGAAAACUUUGAUUACGAAGGAAGAAUAUGUCGAAAAGUGCCUCAAGCAGUUUGUCUUACGCAAGAAUGAGAUCAUGCCAAACGGGCCGACAUCAUAUUUUGUUAGUGCUAUUUUUGGAGCGCAAUUCAGUGCUAACUUUGGCAUGCAAUCAAUUCUCAAGGAGACUCACCUUGUUUCGAAUUACAUCAAGACACAAAUCAGAGAACAAUCUGAGGCUGUUCGUGAACGUCGAAAUAAUGUUUUGGCUCUUGUACCUUCAGUCUCUGUUCCUAGCAUUUCUUUGUCCUCUGUUCCGAGUCUUUCGUCAGUCGCAACCGGGCCACGUUCGUUGAUGGCCCGCCUUCGCAGUUUUGGUAUCAAGUUGAACAUCAAUCUAGACAAGUGAGAGGCCAGAGACAUACCAUGAGAAAAAUGAACCACUGAAUCUAGUUUACAUUCAUCGUCAAGAACGGAAAACAUAAGCAGGCGCAUCCGUGUAGUGACUGUUGUAGACGAAAGUAGCAGUAUAUGUUGAAAAGUAAAGUUGUGUUUUCAUUAAAAUAAUAUCAUUUAU